Hyalella azteca is the source of this 1864-nucleotide messenger RNA. Its product is annotated as mitochondrial ribonuclease P catalytic subunit. Gene Ontology annotation, molecular function: ribonuclease P activity. The record is from RefSeq and is a predicted model, not a curated record. The transcript is spliced from 10 exons. Gene Ontology annotation, biological process: mitochondrial tRNA 5'-end processing; tRNA 5'-leader removal. Gene Ontology annotation, cellular component: mitochondrial ribonuclease P complex. NCBI's taxonomy places the organism in Eukaryota, Metazoa, Arthropoda, Malacostraca, Amphipoda, Hyalellidae. The coding region runs from base 167 to 1501 and encodes 444 amino acids.
AGGUCCUGUGAUUAAAUUCAAAAGCCACUAGUUUGAAUUUAUAAAAUUGUUCUUCAAUGUUCAUUAGCUACUAUUUUUGAAGUCCUUUUUUUUGUUGAUAAUUGAAUUGAAGUUUGAGUUAUUUUUGCAAACUAUUUUAUAAACUGGUAAAAUAAUCAAAUCAAAAAUGGCUGCUGUGGCAAUAUUAUUGCCAAGAACACUUGUAUUUUGCUGUAAAUCAGAUUGGAGGUUAAUUCCUAUCAGAAAAAUCAACACCUCUUCCUAUCCAGCACUCAAGAAAUUACAAGAAAAUUCUGUGGUAAGAUUUGAAGUCCCCUCUUUUGAAGAAUUAAAAGAAGAAUCUGCUUGUAAUCUCACGUCUGAAAAUUUGGCUCAAGUAUUAAAAGAGAUUAAACAGCAGCCACAUCAAGUACAAACAAAUUUCACCAAGAACUACCAGCAGUAUUUUGACCUCUGUAAAAACCUAGAUGUGCAUCAACGUGUAGCUGCAGUUAGUCAACUUUUAAGCCAACUUGAAGAUCAGCAGCUGCUUUUGGAUGCAUCAUCAGCCAGCCAGCUGAUUGACACGUUAGCUGGCACAGAAUGGAAUGUCCAAAAGACUACUCUUGAUGCUCAUAGCGGAGAAUGCCAGUGCUGUGGAGCUGUUGUGAAGAAGUCUAUCAUCACAGACAAAUGGUUUGACUUGCUCAAGACUGCGUUUGUGGAGAAAGUUGUGUUGCCAGGCGAGGUGUACGUCAAGAGCACACCUGUAGAGUGGCAGCGCUUCAACACCUUCUUGGCAUCAGAGCUGCCCUUCACGCACGUCAUGGACGCUGCCAGUGUGGCGGGCAGUGGCUUUCUCACUAAUCCUUAUCUGGAACCUAUCAAAGCACCAAAAUAUGUCUUGAGUGCCGUGAAGCAGAUCAAAGCCGCUCAUCCCAAGUCCAAGCUGCUCGUCGUGUGUCGGGAGUUCAUGAAGCAGUGGGACAAAGAUGCCAUGAAGGAGCUACCCGACCUCGCUACCGUCUAUUACAGACAAACUGCGGCUGAGGAUGACGCGUAUUUUCUUUACGCCGCGAUGUUGUCAGGAGCUCACUGCAAGUUCAUCACUAGGUCUCACUUGAAGCAGCAUCAGUACGCCCUGGACAGCGUAGAGCUGCAGGGAAUGUUCCGUCUGUGGCAGCAGCAGUCGCAGCAAUCCCUUCAGCUUCCUCUCUUCACGUCCGACCCUCCGGUCGUCAUGCGGCCGAUGGAGUACAACUCGUCCCGCCUCACGCUCGGCGAGCACAUCUGGCACCUGCCUUACGAUGAUGGCUCGUUGCAGGUGUCAUACAGACAGCCGGACACUUGGCUGUGUGCACAGCAUGCUUCCGUAGCUGGAGACGCACAGCCUGCCACAGCACCCGCCACAGCACCCGCCACAGCAACCGCCACAGCACCCGCCACAGCACCCAACACAGCACCCGCCACAGCAACCGCCACAGCAACCGCCACAGCACCCAACACAGCAACCGCAUGCUGAGGAUCAUAUAAAGCGCUACUAAGACGUUGUCUCAACCAAAGCCAUUGCGACAUCAAGGUGACACUGACCGUUUAAAAGUGACGAUAUAUGCCGAGGAAAAUAUCAUUUUAUUCUGCACUUCUUGGAAAAUUCAUUUGUGUUUGACUGUGACACAAAUGCUUAGGUAUGCCCAAGAGAUGUAUUGUGGUAUGUGUAACUAAAGUGUUUGCGAUUGCCCUAACAAGUCUGUUACGUGUCUACAGUGAAGUGAAAAAUGUAGCAUCGAAAAUAUUUUGCAAAACUGCAAAUCUAUUCCCAUUUGAUAGAUGUUAAUCGGUUCCCCUGCAUUGUACAGCUUAUUUAUAUUAAAACUUUUGAGGAUCA